This is a messenger RNA of Pediculus humanus corporis (human body louse), 1338 nucleotides long. RefSeq lists its product as uncharacterized. Gene Ontology annotation, molecular function: nucleotide binding; metal ion binding; hydrolase activity, acting on ester bonds. NCBI's taxonomy places the organism in Eukaryota, Metazoa, Arthropoda, Insecta, Psocodea, Pediculidae. The transcript is spliced from 6 exons. Bases 1 to 1338 code for a protein of 445 amino acids. The record is from RefSeq and is a predicted model, not a curated record. Gene Ontology annotation, biological process: nucleotide catabolic process.
AUGAACGAAAUGACGGGAAAUUUACGAACCGCCAUUUUCCUGUUAUCAAUAUUAUCAUUUUUUGUACCAUCGGCAACCGGUUUUAAAUUAAGAAUUCUUCAUACGAAUGAUAUGCAUUCAAGAUUCGAACAGAUUUCUAAAAAUUUAGGAAAAUGUACAGAAUCUGCAUCGGAAAAUAAUUUAUGCUACGGUGGAUUUGCCAGAUUGAAAACGGCCAUCGAUGAUGAAUUUAAAAAAGCUAAAGAAGAGAAUAUAACGACGUUAUUUCUCAACGCCGGUGAUAAUUAUCAAGGUACCAUUUAUUACACGACUUUGGCAAAUUCAGGUGAAUUAAAAUUUAUCGAUGAAAUAGAAGCAUUGACCAAAGAAGCAACAAGAUUACAUAAUGAAGGAAUUAAAAUAAUAAUUGCUGUCGGUCAUUCAGGUUAUGAUGUUGAUAUGGAAAUUGCUGCCAAAGUACCUUACUUAGAUGUGAUAGUUGGAGGUCAUAGUCAUACUUUUCUUUAUUCAGGUACUCCUCCCGAUAUCGAAGUACCCGUUAGAGAAUAUCCGAUAAUGAUAAAACAAAAAAAUGGCAGACUUGUACCCAUAGUGCAAGCUUUUUGUUUUACUAAAUAUUUGGGUAAAAUCGAUAUAACGUUUGACGAUGAUGGAGAAGUAACGAGCGCAACCGGAAAUCCGAUUUUAUUAAAUUAUAAAUAUAAAGAAGAUGUCCAAGUAUUGAGAGAAUUGAAUAAAUGGAAAGAAAAAUUAUCGGAAUCGUUGAUUCAAAAUGUCGGCGUAACAAAAGUUUUACUCGAUGCCACGGAAUGUAGAUUUUCAGAAACAAAUAUUGGAAAUCUUAUAACGGAUGCUUUUAUUUAUCACGCGGUUAAAAAUAAUACCGGUAAAUAUUGGACGCAAGCUCCGAUAGCAAUUCAACAAGGCGGUGGAAUAAGAGCAUCCAUUAACGUAACGGGAAGCAACGGUGUUUUAACAAGAGAAGAUAUAAUGACGACGAUGCCAUUUUUUACUUCUUUAUCAAUGGUUAAAAUGAAUGGUAAAACGUUACACGAAGGAUUAGAAUGGAGCGUUGCACAAUAUAGUACGGAAAGACAUGUUGGAAGGGGACAAUUUUUACACAUGUCGGGUAUGAAAGUAAAAUACGAUUUAAAUAAAAAUCCUGGAUCGAGAGUGACAUCCGUUUCUGUACGAUGCGCAUUUUGCGAUAUACCACGUUAUAAUCCUUUAAACAUGACUGAAGAAUAUACGGUUUUAAUGCCGACAUUUUUAAAACUCGGUGGAGAUAAUUUUACUAUGUUUAAAUAUAACGGAACAGAAAUAUUGAGAUUCGGUUAG